AUGGAUAAAGAAACUACCUAUAUCAUCUAUAAAGGAAAAGGAACUGUUCUACGCGCUGAAGCUUGCGAGGUAGCAAGUAUUGGAAAAGGUAAAAUGUGUCCUAACCCGACAUGCUCCGGUGUUCUGGAUCUGUUACCAUGCCGGGGUCACAGCGGCUAUCCAGUGACGCACUUCUGGCGUCAUUACCGAGGUGCAAUUUACUUCCAGGCCAAAGGUGUUCACGAUCAUCCAAAACCUGAACUGAAAGCUUCAGCAGAAGCGAGAAGGCACCAGAGGUCUUUAAGAAGUCAACGACUUGGAGAUGACUGCAAUGGAGGUAAAAUGUUUCGUAAGCAAAGGGAGGGAACUGGAUUAUCUCCGAUGAGACAUCUGCUUACACCAGAAAAAGACAACAUGUGUUCGUGUCCGCCAUUCGAGUGUACCUGCUCAAGAUUAUGGGGCUUCCAAGCAAGUCCAAAAGUAGCAAAUUCUCCACCUUUUCCCGCCAAAAAGCUGAAUUUUUAUGGACCAGCCUUUUGUGAAAUCCCUUCAGGAUCGGGAAUGCAGUCACUAUCUAUUGAGAUUGAUACUAACAAACAUUUAAAUCAUACAAAUAAUUAUGGGCUAUUCUCGCAUGAUAUUCAACCCAACCUACCAACACCGUUUGUGCCAAAUGUUUCUCAGAUGUCAAGUUUUCCAAUGGUUUCUAACCAGACGUCAUGCUUUGAUACCCGACAAUCAGACUUUUACCCGGCUCCUGCUACGGGAUUUAGGGAACCAAAUUAUAAUACUAACUACAACAGACGAAGUUGCGAGCGUGUGGAUCAUUCUGGUCAGGCACAACUAUUUUUACCUUCAAAGCGAUACAGAUCAGCAAUGGAAUCAUGUAACGUUUUUGAAAAAUCUGAAAACGACAUUUAUUGUUCCCCGGUAAAGAGGAUAAAAUCCGAGAACUCUGUGACGUUACCGGAUUGUACAGUUGUCCCAAACCAUUCAAUAAAUUCAAGAAAUGAAAACACAGAGGGAUUAUUUGACGACAGCGUUGAUUUACUCAACAGUCCAUUUGAGACUGAAAUUUACUCUUCACUUGUACAGAGGUUUAACGAUGGGACUUUAAAUUCUACUCAGUCACAACCAGGUCUUACAAACAUAGCCCCAACUUCAUCAGUUUCGAAUAAUCUAGCCGAGUUGAAGACAUCACAAUCAGUAGAUUCUAGACCUAGAUCAUGUCAAGAUAUUUUGCCCGGUUCAACUCCUAGAAUUGUUGAAAACGCUUUUCGGAACUGUAACACUGAACCAAUUCAAUCAACAAUGGAAGCGUUUUCCGGAAAUGCCGGGUACUUUCCACUUCACUCUCAGUGUAUGGCACAAGAAACAUCAAAUCAAUCAUGUAGUUAUGAUUAUGACCAAAGACUUUCUCAUCAACAGGCUCAAACUCAAUCACAAUACUGUAAUCAUAGUAUAAAUAUCACUCUUCGGUACAAAUAGUUUUCGAAAUAUUUUUCUUUUCUUUUUCCUUUUUUGUGUGUGUGGGGGAGGCAUGACUAGACAAAAUCAUUUCUUAGAUUUUGAAAAGACUGCCUUUAUAUGCUAUUUUUAAAAAAAACGUAUCGAAAGCAUGACUGUCAAUAUCGUUCAUAGAUAUAUAUAGAUGUCUGAACGAUCGUCUUAUGACUUGUCAAUAUCACUUUAAUGAUAUGAAAUAUAUUUCUAAAUGAAAGUUCUUUGUGUAUAAGAUAUAAACUGAUUUUGUAACGAAAGUUUUAUGAGUACCACUAGUCUAAUUUACUUUAAGAUGUACAUAGAAUGCUAAAUAAAAGUGUGACGAGCAUGACCCGUCAAUAUCAGUCUAAGAUAGAUCUAUAUAAAUUGUUUUAUAAACAACAAUGUCGAUCAAUAUAACCCAAAGAUAUUAUCUGGCUGAUAGACAAUCAUAAAAUUCAAUAUUUUAGAUGUUAUAGAGUAUGAGACAAACAUUUGAACAGAACCACUUUAAGAUCUAGAAAUGCGAAAAGGUGCAUACUUGAACCCUUUCUUUGAUACAAUGUGCAAUCCGGUUGAUAAUUCUUUUAAGAUAUUUUGUCAAUAACGCUCUGUUCAAAUAGAUUUUUAUUAUUUAUAACCGGAAUG
Molecule: messenger RNA, 2109 nt
Organism: Ruditapes philippinarum (Manila clam)
Lineage: Eukaryota; Metazoa; Mollusca; Bivalvia; Venerida; Veneridae
Exons: 4
Coding region: 1-1467 (488 amino acids)
Biological process (GO): regulation of transcription by RNA polymerase II; gliogenesis
Cellular component (GO): nucleus
Molecular function (GO): DNA-binding transcription activator activity, RNA polymerase II-specific; RNA polymerase II cis-regulatory region sequence-specific DNA binding
Source: RefSeq, a predicted model, not a curated record